Molecule: messenger RNA, 8330 nt
Organism: Hypomesus transpacificus
Lineage: Eukaryota; Metazoa; Chordata; Actinopteri; Osmeriformes; Osmeridae
Product: spectrin beta chain, non-erythrocytic 1-like
Exons: 36
Coding region: 161-7201 (2346 amino acids)
Biological process (GO): protein localization to plasma membrane; actin cytoskeleton organization
Cellular component (GO): cortical actin cytoskeleton; spectrin; cell projection
Molecular function (GO): structural constituent of cytoskeleton; actin filament binding; phospholipid binding
Source: RefSeq, a predicted model, not a curated record
CAGUGCGGAUUCUUCCAGUCACUCCCAGCUUGUUGCCCGCCCAGCCUCUCGUUUGCCCAUUGCGGACUCAAAGCGGUGAAGUUCGACACUUUCUAGUCGAGUGGGCUUCAGUCGAAGCCGCUGAUGUGGAUGUGUCAUCGGUGAAAGGUGAAAAGUCAGGAUGACGACAGUAGCCGCUGAGUACGACCACAUGGACCUCCAGCAGCAGUACAGUGAGACUGUCAACAACCGCUGGGAUGACGAAUGGGACAAUGAGAACAGUUCAGCCCGCCUGUUUGAACGCUCACGUAUCAAGGCACUGGCAGAUGAGCGUGAGGCAGUGCAAAAGAAGACCUUCACCAAAUGGGUCAACUCCCACCUGUCCAGGGUGUCCUGCCGCAUCACGGACCUGUACAUGGACCUGAGGGAUGGACGCAUGCUCAUCAAACUACUGGAAGUGCUCUCCGGCGAGAGGCUGCCCAAGCCCACCAAGGGGCGCAUGCGCAUCCACUGCCUGGAGAACGUGGACAAGGCCCUGCAGUUCCUCAAGGAGCAGAGAGUCCACCUGGAGAAUAUGGGCUCCCACGACAUUGUGGACGGCAACCAUCGCCUCACCCUGGGGCUCAUCUGGACCAUCAUCCUCAGGUUCCAGAUUCAAGAUAUCAGCGUAGAAACAGAGGACAACAAGGAGAAGAGAUCGGCCAAAGAUGCCCUUUUGCUCUGGUGUCAAAUGAAAACUGCUGGCUAUCAAAAUGUGAACAUUCGCAAUUUCUCCACCAGUUGGAGAGAUGGGAUGGCUUUUAACGCACUCAUUCACAAGCACAGGCCAGACUUGAUUGACUUUGACAAGUUAAAGAAAUCCAAUGCCAAUCAUAACCUACAAAACGCUUUCAACCUGGCAGAACAGCAUCUAGGCCUAACCAAGCUCCUGGACCCAGAAGAUAUAAGCGUGGACCACCCUGAUGAAAAGUCAGUCAUCACCUACGUGGUGACAUACUACCACUACUUCUCAAAGAUGAAGGCUCUAAAAGUGGAGGGCAAGCGUAUUGGGAAGGUGCUGGACAAUGCCAUUGAGACAGAGAAGAUGAUUGAGAAGUAUGAGUCUCUUGCCUCUGAUCUGCUGGAGUGGAUUGAACAGACCAUCCUUAUCCUUAACAACCGCAAGUUUGCCAACUCUUUAAUGGGGGUGCAGCAGCAGCUUCAGGCCUUCAACACCUACCGCACGGUGGAGAAACCCCCUAAGUUUACUGAAAAAGGCAAUCUGGAAGUACUUCUGUUUACCAUCCAGAGUAAAAUGAGGGCCAACAACCAGAAAGUAUAUAUGCCAAGGGAGGGAAAACUCAUCUCUGAUAUUAAUAAGGCCUGGGAGCGACUGGAAAAGGCAGAGCAUGAGCGAGAGUUGGCUCUGAGGACAGAGCUGAUUCGCCAGGAGAAACUGGAGCAACUGGCUCGACGGUUUGACCGCAAGGCAGCCAUGAGGGAGACCUGGCUGAGUGAGAACCAACGCCUUGUUUCACAGGACAACUUUGGCUUUGACCUGCAGGCCGUGGAAGCCGCAACCAAGAAACACGAAGCCAUCGAGACAGACAUUGCAGCGUACGAGGAGCGCGUGCAGGCCGUGCUGGCUGUGGCCAGAGAGCUGGAGGCAGAGAACUAUCACGACAUCAAGCGCAUCACGGCGAGGAAGGACAACGUGAUCCGUCUUUGGGAGUACUUGCUGGAGCUGCUGAAGGCCAGACGCCAGCGCCUGGAGAUGAACCUGGGCCUGCAGAGGGUCUUCCAAGAGAUGCUUCACAUCAUGGACUGGAUGGACGAGAUGAAGAUGCUUCUACUCUCUCAGGACUAUGGGAAACAUUUGCUGGGAGUGGAGGACCUUCUUCAAAAGCAUGCUCUGGUGGAGGCUGAUAUUGCCAUCCAGGCUGACAGAGUAAAAAAUGUCAACGCUACAGCUCAAAAGUUUGCCAUCGAUGGUGAUAGCUACAAGCCCUGUGACCCACAGGUGAUCCGAGACCGGGUAGCUCAUAUGGAGUUCUGCUACCAGGAGCUGAGCCAGCUGGCCGCAGAACGCCGGGCUCGCCUUGAAGAAUCCCGCCGCCUCUGGAAGUUCUUCUGGGAGAUGGCGGAGGAGGAAGGCUGGAUCCGUGAAAAGGAGCAGAUCCUAUCUUCAUUUGAGCGUGGGAAGGACCUGACAGGCGCUUUGCGUCUGCUGAGCCAGCAUCGCACCCUGGAGGACGAGAUGAGCGGCCGUUGCGGGCACCUCCAGCACACUAUCGCCGAGGGUGAAGCCAUGGCGACCUCGGGCCACUUCGGCGCCAUCAAGAUCCGUGUGCGAAUAGCCGACUUGCAGGCGCAGUGGGCGGCUCUGGAGUCUCUCGCGGGAGUGCGGAAGGCUCGUCUGGAGGAGGCCCUGGCACUGCACCAGUUCCAGUCAGACGCGGACGACGUGGACGCCUGGACCUUGGACGCCCUGCGUAUUGUGUCCAGUUGCGAGGUGGGGCAUGACGAGUUCUCCACCCAGGCACUGGUCAGGAAACACAAGGAUGCGGCUGCCGAGGUCGCCAGCUACCGGCCUGUCAUCGAUGCUCUCCAUGAGCAAGCAGCCGUCCUACCUAAAGACGAGGCAGAGUCAGAGGAGGUAAAGGGACGAUUGGCGGGCAUUGAGGAGCGAUACAGGGAAGUAGCUGAGCUGACUCGGCUGAGAAAGCAGGCCCUGCAGGAUGCACUGGCCCUGUACAAGAUGUUUAGUGAGGCAGACGCCUGUGAGGUUUGGAUUGACGAGAAGGAGCAGUGGCUCAAUAUUAUGGAGAUACCAGAGAAACUGGAAGACCUAGAAGUUAUUCAGCACAGGUUUGAGAGUCUUGAGCCAGAGAUGAAUAACCAGGCCUCUCGUGUUGCUGUGGUCAACCAGAUUGCGAGGCAGCUGAUGCACAAUGGCCACCCAAGCGAGAAGGAUAUCAAAGCUCAACAAGACAAGCUCAACAAUAGAUGGAGUCAGUUCAGAGAUCUGGUGGACCAAAAGAAGGAGUCUCUCAAUUCAGCGCUAGGCGUGCAAAACUACCACCUUGAGUGCAAUGAGACAAAGUCCUGGAUCCGUGAAAAGACCAAGGUCAUCGAGUCCACUCAGGAGCUGGGGAACGACCUGACAGGCGUCAUGGCGCUGCAGCGCAAGCUUACAGGCAUGGAACGCGACCUGGCCGCCAUCGAAGACAAGCUGGAAGACUUGCGAGGUGAGGCGGAGCGUCUGGCCGAGGAGCACCCAGACCAGGCCAAGGCCAUCACGGGCCGCCUGGCAGAGAUCAAUGCCGUGUGGGAAGAGAUGAAGAACACCUUGAAGAACCGCGAGGAGUCUCUUGGUGAGGCCAGCAAGCUACAGCAGUUCCUCCGCGAGCUGGAUGAUUUCCAGUCCUGGCUGUCGCGCACGCAAACGGCCAUCGCCUCAGAGGACAUGCCCAACACCCUUGCCGAAGCUGAGAAGCUUCUAGCGCAGCACGAGGGCAUCAAGAACGAGAUCCACAACUACGAGGAGGAUUACCAGAAGAUGCGGGACAUGGGGGAGAUGGUGACCCAAGGCCAGACGGACGCCCAGUACAUGUUCCUCAGACAGAGGCUACAGGCACUGGACACGGGCUGGAACGAACUUCACAAGAUGUGGGAAAACCGGCAGAACCUGCUGUCCCAGUCUCAUGCCUACCAGCUGUUUCUCAGAGACACCAAGCAGGCAGAGGCCUUCCUCAACAACCAGGAGUAUGUGUUGGCCCACACAGAGAUGCCUACAACUUUGGAUGGGGCCGAAUGGGCCAUCAAAAAACAAGAAGACUUCAUGACAACCAUGGAUGCCAAUGAAGAGAAGAUCAAUGGCGUGGUGGAGGCUGGCAGGAGACUGGCGAGCGAUGGAAACAUCAACAUAGAGCGCAUCCAGGAGAGGGCUAGCUCUAUUGAUGACAGGCAUAAGAAGAAUCGUGAGGCAGCAGUGGAGCUCCUCAUGAAGCUGAAGGACAACCGUGACCUUCAGAAGUUCCUGCAGGACUGUCAGGAGCUUUUUCUAUGGAUUAAUGAGAAGAUGCUCACAGCGCAAGACAUGUCGUACGAUGAGGCCAGGAACCUCCACAGCAAGUGGCUCAAACACCAGGCCUUCAUGGCUGAACUGCAGUCCAAUAAGGAGUGGCUUGACAAGAUUAAGAAGGAUGGGUUGCAGCUAGUGUCGGAAAAGCCAGAGACCGAGGCUGUGGUGAAGGAAAAGCUCUCUGCUCUCCACAAAAUGUGGGAGGAGCUGGAGUCCACCACCCAGACCAAGGCCCAAUGUCUGUUUGAUGCCAACAAGGCGGAGCUCUUCACCCAGAGCUGUGCUGACCUGGACAAAUGGCUGGGCGGCCUGGAGGGCCAGAUCCAAUCAGACGACUACGGCAAAGACCUUACCAGCGUCAACAUCCUGCUGAAGAAGCAGCAGAUGUUGGAGAAGCAGGUUGAAGUCCGACAGAGGGAGGUGGUGGAGCUCCAGAGCCAGGUGCAGGCCCUCAGCCUGGAGGGGAGGGACACGGAUGAGGUGGACGGCCGCAGGCAGGUGGUGGAGAAGAAGUUCCAGGAGCUGCUGGAUCCGCUGUCCAAGAGGAAGAACUUCCUGGUGGCCUCUCGUGAGAUCCACCAGUUCAACCGGGACGUGGAGGAUGAGAUUCUGUGGGUCCAAGAGAGAAUGCCAAUUGCAACUUCGACAGAUCAUGGCAACAACUUACAGACCGUUCAACUACUUAUUAAGAAAAACCAAACCUUACAGAAGGAAAUCCAGGGUCAUCAGCCUCGCUGCGACGACAUUUUUGAGAGGAGCCAGAGCCUCCUGACCGAGGACGGCCCCGACGUGGAGGCGAUCCGCCAGCGCCUGGCCGACUUGCAGCAGCUGUGGAGCCUGGUCAUCGAGGAGACAGGCAAGCGCCACGCCCGUCUGGAGGAGGCCCACAAUGCUCAGCAGUACUACUUUGAUGCGGCCGAGGCGGAGGCCUGGAUGAGCGAGCAGGAGCUGUAUAUGAUGUCUGAGGAAAAGGCCAAGGACGAGCAGAGUUCGGUGGGCAUGCUUAAGAAACACCAGAUUGUGGAGCAGUCUGUGGAGGACUACGCUGAGACCGUCCACCAGCUCUCCAAGACAAGCAGAGGCCUGGUGGCUGAUGGCCACCCAGAGAGUGAGAGAAUAGGUAUGCGUCAAUCCCAGGUGGAUAAACUGUACGCCGGGCUGAAGGACCUAUCGGAGGAGAGGAGGGGGAAACUGGACGAGAGAUUCCGCCUUUUCCAGCUGAACCGUGAGGUGGACGAUCUGGAACAGUGGAUUGCAGAGCGGGAGGUGGUGGCUGGCUCUCACGAGCUGGGACAGGACUACGAGCACGUCACUAUGCUCCAGGAGCGUUUCAGGGAGUUUGCCCGUGACACCGGCAACAUCGGCCAGGAGCGCGUGGACGCCGUCAACCGCCUGGCCGACAAGCUGAUCAACGCUGGUCACACAGACGCCGCCACGGUGGCCGAGUGGAAGGACGGCCUGAACGAGGCAUGGGCCGACCUGCUGGAGCUGAUCGACACUCGAACACAGAUCCUCGCCGCCUCCUACGAGCUGCACAAGUUCUACCACGACGCUAAGGAGAUCCUCGGACGCAUCCUGGACAAGCAGAAUAAACUUCCGGAAGAGGUGGGCCGGGACCAGAACACAGUGGAGACCCUGCAGAGGAUGCACACCACCUUUGAGCACGACAUCCAAGCCCUCGGAACACAGGUAAGGCAGCUACAGGAAGAUGCGGUCCGUCUUCAGUCGGCCUAUGCCGGUGACAAGGCAGACGAUAUCCAGAGGCGGGAGUGCGAGGUGCUGGAGGCGUGGAAGAGCCUGUUGGAGGCGUGCGACGGCCGCAGGGUCCGUCUCCUGGACACAGGCGACAAAUUCCGCUUCUUUAGCAUGGUGCGCGACCUCAUGUUGUGGAUGGAGGACGUCAUCCGUCUAAUCGAGGCCCAGGAAAACCCAAGGGACGUGUCAUCUGUGGAAUUGUUGAUGAACAACCACCAGGGCAUAAAAGCAGAGAUUGAUGCCCGCAAUGAUAGUUUCACUGCCUGCAUCGAGUUGGGCAAGUCUUUGUUGGCCAGAAAGCACUAUGCAUCAGAAGAGAUAAAAGAUAAGUUACUACAGCUGACGGACAAGAGGAAAGACAUGAUUGAUAAGUGGGAGGACCGAUGGGAGUGGUUAAGACUGAUUUUGGAGGUUCACCAGUUUUCAAGGGACGCGGGCGUGGCUGAGGCCUGGCUACUGGGUCAGGAGCCCUACCUGUUCGGUCGAGAGAUGGGCCAGAGUGUGGAUGACGUGGAGAAACUGAUCAAGAGGCACGAAGCGUUCGAGAAGUCGGCUGCCACUUGGGAGGAGCGCUUCUCCGCACUGGAGCGUCUGACAACGUUGGAGUUAUUGGAAGUAAGAAGAUUGCAAGAGGAAGAAGAAAAAAGGAGGAAGCCCCCCACCCCAGAGCCUGUCCAGGAGUCUAACCCCCCACUGCACAGGGAAGGGGAGCCGAUUACUAAUGGCCUGCCAUCAGACCAGGACUCCCCACGAGACGGAGUGGAUGGUGAAAUGGUAAAUGGUGUUGCAGAGCAAAACUCCAAGGACCCGAGCCCCAUUCCCUCCCCCACCUCCGGUAUGAGGGCCAAGGGCAGCCAGUCAACUCUGCCCACCAAGAACCAAGACUCACCCACAUCCCAGCUAGAGGGCUUCCUGCACCGCAAACAUGAGUGGGAGGGGCAUAACAAAAAGGCCUCAAGCAGGUCCUGGCAUAACGUGUACUGUGUAAUAAAUAACCAUGAGAUGGGCUUCUACAAAGACAACAAGAAUGCCAGUCAAGGCAUUCCCUACCACAAUGAGAUUCCCAUCAGCCUGAAGGAUGCUGUGUGUGAUGUUGCCACUGAUUACAAGAAAAAGAAGCAUGUCUUCAAACUCAGAGUUACAGAUGGAAAUGAGUUUCUCUUUCAAGCCAAAGAGGAAGAGGAGAUGAGUACAUGGAUCCAGGCCAUCCUGAAUGCAGGGUCGCUGGAAAAGGUAGAGAUCACUCCCAGCAACCAGAGCACCCCAGCGUCGAGCCGAGCCCAGACCCUGCCCGCCACUGUCACCCUCACUACGGAGCCCAGCCCGGGCACCGGCAAGCGGGAGAAGGACAAGGAGAAGGACAAGGAGAAGCGCUUCAGCCUUUUCAGCAAGAAAAAACAAUAGAGGAUCUCUGUGAAUUUUUUUUAAAUUAGUAUCAGUGAAAUAUGUUUUUUCUCUCUCCCCUUUUUUUCUUUUUUUUCCUGCCCAUUUACAAUCUAUUUUAUUCUAGCUGAAACAGAACCACACACCUUGUGCCUAACAUUCUGAAUGGUCAGAUUAACUAACAGCCGUGAGGUGCAACUAUAAGGAAAACACACAUUAUCUGGUGGAGGUUAGAAGGUGUGGGGCAGAUUUCACCAUGAAAUUGUUUGAUAAUGUCAAAUAGAGGACUGAAUGCAGGUGUUUUUUGUUCAUUUGAUUGUUUUUCUUUGUUUUUAAUUGUGGUUAGUAAUGGGUCUGAGUAUUUAAACAUUUCCUCAAUUUUGUGAGGGUGUCUUGAAGAGACGACCUGAAUUCUCUUUUAUUGUUGCGAAGGGAGGCAACAGUGCUUGAAAUGAUUCCUUAUUUUGUGUAUGCUUAGUGCUCACACACAUUUUGGAUCAAAAUUUAACUUACACUCAACACACUUCUUAAACAGUUGGGCUCCUGAAGAACAUAAUCCUGUAUAUCUGCAUGCUUUAUCUGGUUUACAAAAGCCUCAUGUCUCACUUACAAUUGAAACUUGAUGGAUGGAUCUCCAGACAUGAUUUCCUCAAGGUGGACAAUUUUUUAACAUAGUUGUUUUUUUUCUUUCAUUAUAAUAUAUGUUUAAAAUAAUAAUUAUAGUACAGAUUAUAAAAUAAGUAUGUAUUAUAAACACUUAAAAGCAUUGAUGUUAAAUGGAAAAGUGGAAAUACAGCAUUUUCUGCAAAAAAGUAAUCCUGAAAAAAGUUUGCUUGCUUGUCCGCUAUAGCACUGCGCAUCAUGAUUUUUGCUGCGUUAUCUUGCUAUUUGAUACAUAGUGUGCAUUUCUCUGUCACUACAUCUAUUGUAUUGAAAUAAAUGCCAUCUACAGCACAAUCAGAAAUUAUGUAAUAGGAAUGAAAUUCUUUGCAAGGUCUGGGUCUUUGGGGCAUAUAUAUAGAACAUAGACCUGUCAUUCUGAUGUAUGAAAUUGUACCUGUAGACUCUCUCUCUCUCUCUCGAUUUCACUCUGUCACUCACUCUAUCUCUGUUAAAUAUGUGCUAUGUCAUUAAACUGCUUUUAAAAACA